GCGGUGUGUCGUUUUCAACUCCGAACCAACGGAAGUGUUCGCUUAUAACAACCAACCUCUCAUGGCUUCCAAGUGACGUCCCAGUCGUCGCAUUUCGACGGUACCGGGAGUGGCCGGCUUCCAGAGUGUCCGGCCGACAAUCUCAGUCGCCGUACAGUCCCCUAUAGCUUCCGUGUAGGUGCGAGGGGAGAGGGCUCUGGUCAUGCUUGCGCAGUGGACCGCACUGUGGUUGGGCUUUCUCGCCGCCGGUCCACGAGCGGCGACAGCCAAUGGGGAAGCCCCUGAUUGGAACGAGAUCUUCAGCAACCGAAACGAUGACGAUUGGGCGCGGGUGUGGCACGUGGAACGCCACCGGCGCUGCUACCACGAGCUGCUGUCACACAUGAGCUGGGUAUGCGAGAAGGACAUCUACAAGAUGCGCCGCCGAAAAAGGGAUGCGCCCCUCGACAAGGAUGCCGCAGACCUGGCCGAGGUUUUUCUGAAGCCCGAGGCAGCGCUGAGCCUGCUCAGUUCGUCAGCAACGGGCAAGCAGGCCGGCGGAGGACGACGCAAGUCCUGGCGGCGCCAGAGGCUCGGAGGGCGUGGCAUCAUGGACGAAUGCUGCGACGUACAGACUGGCUGUAGCUGGGAGGAGUACGCGGAGUACUGCCCCACCAGUAGGAGGAUACGCAACCGCAGGCGCUAAACCAGGCAGGGGUUACUGCGAACGCACGGCCAACGUGAGCCGGUCACACUCUUGAGAACAAUGGAAGCCCCUGGUUUACUUUGGUUGAGCUCAUUCAUUUCCAACAAAUGUGUUUACUUACGUGAUGAAGGCAUGCGGGAGUAAGAACCACUGGAAAGCAGUUUGGCAGUGCUUUCGUGUCUCUCGUGUACUUGGCAGUGCGCAGCAAGAAACACAGAAUACACUGUUCAGACGACACAUAAUGGCACUUUCAACAGGUGAUACCACAGUACAUUACGGUAACGAAGUUAUAAUACACGAGAGUAAAAAGUUCAAGGCAUGAUGGGGCCCACCAAGCGCUUCCUUUGUUCUUUCGAGUGUGAAGAAACGCGUGUAACCAGAAGGCACGUCCGUCAUUGAGGAGCCCACUUGAAUGAAUCUGUGGUGUUCUGGCUGUGACUCGUCACUCCUUCAAAAAAAAAAAAAAGAAAAUAUCGCAUACCAGCAAAGUGAGGGGCAUCUUUUUCUUAGCAUCGCAGCCUCCAUCGCGUCCCUACGGGACAAGACGAAGGCACUGGAUCACAUAGUUACCAAACCUCCCUAUGUCUCUCAAUAAGAGCUGGUCUUAGUAAACGUCCCAUCAUUUCUUCCUUUUGUUGGUGUGUGGUUCACAUCUGUUCAUGUGUAUGGCAAUGAGAAGGCAGAGCAAGAAGUAACGCUGCAAGCGGUUAAAGCAUAAAUGUAGUCAGGUAUCCACUCACCCAUAGGUAGCCAGAUCUGCUCCUUUAAGCUAUCAUUUACACUGACAAGUUACAUUGGGAUUUUUGAAACCUACUGCAUUUUCCUUUUAGUCCCGAACCUACUUAAUCCUCGUAUAUAAGCAUGCAUAGGCCAUGUAAACAAAUAACAAGGCUGAUAACACAUGUCUUCCAUCGUACAACCAAAGUUUAGUCAUGGUGAUCUGUUUCCCUACCUGGCAUUCUUGAGUAAUGUUUUUCCUGUUCCUUACCUAGCAUGCCUGUGAGCUUCUGUUUAAGCUUCCAGCAUUCUUUCUACGGGCACGCUUGUCCGUGUUCCGGUAUAUUACCUCCAAAAAUCACAGAUAGUGUGCUGUGGACUGGGUAGAUGCACGCGUCAGUGCAAACUUCAUUACCCGAAUGCCUAAUGUCGAGCUUCUGUUGUCUCGUGGUGCCAUUGUUUCUUGAAUGAGUAACUUUAUUGUUUCUUACCGCCAUUCUUCUAACCGUCGUUCUUCUUACAUUGCUGCUUCACCUGUGGCAUCUAGCCAAAGUGCAAAAGCCUUGCGUUUCAGGUGAGCCCUGUUGGUCACCAGCCACACCCCGCUUGACGCAAGCGCUAAAGGGGUGCUGUGAUAAAACGUCGUUGUGAUAUGCAAGAGAGAGCCCUUAUCUGACCGAUCCUAUCGUUGUCCUGGAUGUUUGAGGGCCAUUGCAUGUUCGCGCCUCAGACAGACGCGCCGUCUGGUGACGCGAUUGAGAGCUGGGGAAGGGGGAGGAGCCAGACAAGACACAUAGCACCAUUGUAGCGUAUAUUCUUGCUGUCCUUCAACUGCAUGGACAUCCUCAGUGUCCCUGGGAAACAAAAUAAAAGAAAACAAAAGAA
This is a messenger RNA of Rhipicephalus microplus (southern cattle tick), 2287 nucleotides long. It is a transcript of the gene Ilp7, whose product is annotated as Insulin-like peptide 7. Gene Ontology annotation, molecular function: hormone activity. Lineage: Eukaryota; Metazoa; Arthropoda; Arachnida; Ixodida; Ixodidae. Gene Ontology annotation, cellular component: extracellular region. The record is from RefSeq and is a predicted model, not a curated record.